Molecule: messenger RNA, 2258 nt
Organism: Grus americana (Whooping crane)
Lineage: Eukaryota; Metazoa; Chordata; Aves; Gruiformes; Gruidae
Gene: ZNRF1
Product: zinc and ring finger 1
Exons: 5
Coding region: 105-809 (234 amino acids)
Source: RefSeq, a predicted model, not a curated record
CCCCCCGCUUCCUUCCGCCCCCUCUCGCCUCCCAGCGGGGGCGGCGCGGCCCCGUUCCCCGCGGGGGGCUGUCGCUCGGCUCCCUCCGGCCCGGCGGUGCCUAUAUGGGGGGCAAGCAGAGCACGGCGGCCCGUUCUCGGGGCCCCUUCCCGGGGGUGUCGACGGAUGACAGCGCCGUGCCGCCGCCGGGAGGAGGGGGGGGGCCGCCCCCCUUCGGCCAUUACCGGGCGGGCGGCGGCGGCGGCGCCAUGGGGCUGCGCAGCCGCUCCGUCAGCUCGGUGGCCGGUAUGGGCAUGGACCCCGCGGCGGCCGGCGCCGUCCCCUUCGGGCUGUACGCGGCGGCGGCGCGGGCGGCGGGAGAGGCCGAGCGGGCCCCGGGCGGCGGCGGCGGCGGUCCGGGCUCCGACUCCACGUACGCCCAUGGCAACGGUUACCAGGAGACGGGAGGCGGUCACCAUAGAGACGGGAUGCUGUACCUGGGCGCCAGGGCCUCGCUGGCCGACGCGUUGCCCCUCCACAUCGCACCGCGGUGGUUCAGCUCGCACAGCGGUUUCAAGUGCCCCAUUUGCUCCAAAUCCGUGGCUUCUGACGAGAUGGAAAUGCACUUUAUCAUGUGUCUGAGCAAACCUCGCCUCUCCUACAACGACGACGUGCUGACCAAGGACGCCGGCGAGUGCGUGAUCUGCCUGGAGGAGCUGCUGCAGGGGGACACGAUAGCCAGGCUGCCCUGCCUCUGCAUUUAUCACAAAAGCUGUAUAGACUCAUGGUUUGAAGUGAACAGAUCUUGCCCGGAGCAUCCUUCUGAUUGACCCGCCGGGCGUGCUUGCUGACUUCUCUCUAAGGGCACCUUGCUAUACCUGCUGUACCUCCUCUCCCCGUCCCCCUGCCCCGCCUGGAGUUUUGGGCUGACUUUAAAUUCCUCGAGAAGACAAAAAUAAAACCCAGAAACUUGAAUCCACUUGGGACAACGGCAAAUUUUUUUUAUUAUUUUUAUUUGUUUUGUUGCUUUGGGGUUUUUUGUUGGUUUUUUGUUGGUUUGGUUUUUUUUUAAUUUAAAAGAUUUAAAAAAAAAAAAAAGAAACAUCCAGGAGAAGACAGUGUGAGAAAAGCGGAGCGACCUGCUCUCCCCUCCACAGCUGCUGGUCACCAGGAGAGCUCUGCCUGCCAGGGAGGCCCCGGGGAUGCCCUCGGCCGAAACCCUGCCAUGAUGUUUGGCUUUUCUCCCCGAAACGAAGGAGAAAGCUGCCGGGGGACAGCCGGCCAAACGGAGCACACGGCAUUUCUCACCGGCAACCCCCCCACCUCCCACCCGGACUCGCCCGGGGGCUCUGCUCGGUUUUUUUGCACUGACUAAACGGGAAUUUUCUCCUCUCUCCCGUCUCCCUUUUGGAGAUCUCCACCCCAGCCCCAACAGCGUGAGACGGGGACUCUGCCCCACGCCGGGAGCGGGGCCACUGCUCCCCCCUGCCAAGCCGCAGGGGUCCGUCUUUCAAGUGUUUACAACAAGAAAAGAAAAAAAAAGGAAAAGAAAAAAAAAAGGAAAAAAAAAGAAGAAAAAAAAAGAUAAAAUCGACAAAAAGAAAAAAAAAAACUACAACUGAAGCUUCGUGUUGACUGGCGUGUUCUUUGAUUUGAGCUUCCCUGCCCCGGUGAUGUUUACAGACUGGUCACUCUUUAACUCAGCUAUAACCACUCAGAGACUGGAGAGCCGCAGCAUCCCCGCCGCCCCCUCGCGCCGCCCCCUCGCCGGGCUCCUCUUGCCAAAACAGGCCCCCCCCCACCCCCUUUUGUUCCAUUGCCUUUGAGUCGAACCCUUUGGAGGAGGGUACGAGGCGGGGGGGAGGCCCCUCCGGACCCCUCGGCCACGGGGGUGGCUUUCCCGGAGGUGCCAAGACAGAGUCGUUGCGUGGCAGUGACCCCCCUCCCAACCCAUCCCCGUCCCCUCCCGGCGCGGCGGGCGCGUUUUCGUUGGUGAGACCUCCCCUGCCGGUGGCCGUGCCCCUGCGGGAAACCUUUCUGUAUUUAUAUAUUAAAAAAAAAAGGGGGGGAAAAAAAACCUAAGAGUUCAGAGCUUGGGGGGAGCUUCCUUCAUUAGUCAAGGUGUUUUGAUAUGGUAUUAAAACAAUGUUCAAUAAAAUAUUCACUGUUAUUUUAUUUCACUGGCUUUCUUGGUGAAGCAGGCGAUGCCUGUGGGGUGCCGAUGCCCCUUCGCCGUGUCCGCCUUGGCAUGGGAAUGGCCACAGCGGCACUUGGCACGG